This is a messenger RNA of Colletotrichum abscissum, 588 nucleotides long. RefSeq lists its product as uncharacterized. The record is from RefSeq and is a predicted model, not a curated record. The coding region runs from base 1 to 588 and encodes 195 amino acids. The transcript is spliced from 3 exons. Lineage: Eukaryota; Fungi; Ascomycota; Sordariomycetes; Glomerellales; Glomerellaceae.
AUGUGGGCGAUGCCCCGGGAUGCGUCCGUCCUGAGCCUCUCGGACCAAGUAGUCCUGAACAAUCUUGAGGUCUUAUGUCGGCAGAAUGCACUGAUGCUCAAGCUGUUGACGAGGAUCGAGCAGCAGCUCACAAAGAGUGAAAACAUAAGCAAAGGCAAAAAGCGCAAGGAUGAGUCGGACAAUGAGGGUGACGACGAGGACGAGGCUGCCGUUCGAUGCAUCAAGGAGCAGUUUUGGGCAGUAGUCACAACCAAAUACGACUCCUUCAUCGCACGCAAGAAGUACAAGCCGUAUGUCAAGCGAGGCAGUACUGCCACGUUUGGCCACAAUGCCACCGAGUUCAGGGACGCCAUAUGCGACGAGUUGGAGUCGGAUUCUUCCGAGUCGAAUGAUGAUCUCGUCACUGCCCUCGUCAGCCUCUCGCAGGAGGGGAUUGAGGACCUCUACUUGGCACUGGGUGCCGACAGAGUCAAGAGAGCAGCAGCCACACAGGUGGAGCCGUCGGAUUCCGACGAGUCUCUGCAAAGGCCAUCACGCCAGAAGCGCCGGAAGACCGGCUCGAGCAGCUCCAAUAACAGCAAAGAGUGA